GAUAUAUUCGCUGCUCGGGGCUACUCGUCCCGUUACAGCUUAGCCUCCCCUCAAACCCGCUUCCGCUUCCCUGCACUCGAACUCUGCGGCUGUCACUCCAUCGGCAACAUCGCCCCAUAUCAUGAGCGUCUUCAAUCCGAAGAUCCUUGACGCGUGCAUUCGUGAUGUCACCGCUUGUCUUCCGGAUGACGAAAAGGCCGACAUCCUUUUAUAUGCCAUGGGACACCUGCAUCAUGAGCGCUCCAGAAUACUCAUUGAGAAUGCUGUUCAAUCGUGCCUUUCGCUGAGUAAAUUGUCGCUGGCGAACGCGACUAAGGCGCGGUUGAUACGGGCGAAGGCUAGAUUGGCGGCUGGGCUUCAUGUCGGCGCACACCAAGACUUGCAAGCUGUCAUAGCCCUUGAGCCCGAGCACCCAGAAGCGAAGGAGCUCAUGAUACAACACGUCGCAAAUCCGGGGAAGUCGCUCGUGCAGCCGCACACCACCCCUGGGUUCUCGACAGAAAUUUGGCGCGAGAUUGCGCUGUGGCUCCCACCCCGGGACCUUAAAAGUCUGCUCCUUGUUCCACACGUUCUUUCCCGCAUCGCCAGCCAGCUGUUGUUCCACAAAAUUGACCUGUACUUUGAUAAGCGGGAGUCGCAACGCAGCGCAGACAUCCUCACUCGCAUUAUUACUGACAAUGACUUCGCCAAACACGUCAGGACGAUUCGUGUGUUCUAUCAGGGGCGCGAUGUAUCCCCUAUGGCAUUUCAAACGGGGAUGCUGGCCAAUGCGCUUCCGAAGCUCAACAGCCUCAAAAACGUGCACUGUUCGAUGCGCUGGAGGGACAUGAUCUCGUUCAUGAGAAUUCUUGAGAACGCGAAUCAUCGUCUGCGGGGAUUGUCGCUGACACCCACAGACGGCACGGCGGAACUGCAUUUCCCCAAGUUCCGGCACCUGACGCAGUUCUCGUACGUUUCCACCGGAGGCAGCGAUGUAGAGUUGGUUGAUUUCCUCGCACAAAACAAGGCUUCGCUGCGAUCCGUGUACCUGCAUAAUCCUCAUUGGACGUUCCCGUCCGACUCGCUCUCGAUCCGCAACCUGACGCACCUGGACUUUCAGGGGCUCUUCCCACCUGAGUCCCGUGCGUUCGCGGACAUCUUGCAAAACGGACAUCAGCUCGAGAGCCUCUCGCUCGAGUGUGUGCUCAACUGUCCUGCAUCCGCACAGUUCCGAGAGCACGCGCAGGCGUUGCCGUUCCUCCGUCACUUCGCGUUCGCGCUGCAGGGCUACAGCGUGAGCGAUCACGACCUCUUCCCUGCCAUCUCCGAGUUCCUCCGCGAGCGACCCACCCUUCGCACGCUCAAGCUCUCCGUGCCGAGCGCAAACUGGGCGCAGAGGAGGCUUGGCUAUGAUGCGACGGUGUGGGGCGUGCUACCCUCCCUCACGAAUCUGCGCAGCCUCACGGCGACGCUGCCCAAGGAUGUCGCUGCCGCGCUGGCGAUGUGGCUCGUCCCGCGGGGCGUGCACUCGUUAACACUGCAAGCGGAGUCGAUCACCGACCCUCUUGGCUUUGUAGGGCAAAUGCGCGCGGGACUGCCGCCAACGCUGCGCUAUAUUGGGCUACUGCAGUUCAACAUCGGCUCGCGGGAUGUGGAUGCGGUGGUUGCGCAUGGGUUCCCGACUGUGCGCGUUGCCCGCGUCGACGAGGAGUAUUAUGCUGUCGAGCGUACGGAUGGUCAGACACGGCUCGAGGCGUGGGAAGUGCGUGCGAGAUACAACGUACGGCGGUGGCUGUCUGCGUAUGGAUGCGAGGACGCGGAGUGGCGCGAUGCAAGUGAGUUUCUGUAA
Postia placenta MAD-698-R-SB12 is the source of this 1828-nucleotide messenger RNA. RefSeq lists its product as hypothetical. Lineage: Eukaryota; Fungi; Basidiomycota; Agaricomycetes; Polyporales; Adustoporiaceae. The record is from RefSeq and is a predicted model, not a curated record. The coding region runs from base 122 to 1828 and encodes 568 amino acids. The transcript is spliced from 8 exons.